CCCGAACCCCGGCAACCCUGUAUAUAUGGUCACAAACAGAACUGCCCAGUAAACCGUAGGCAGAGAGAGAGAAGAGGACAACAAACGAGGGGUUGUGAUAUAUAUAUAUAUAUAUAUAUAUAUAUAUAUAUAUAUAUAUAUAUAUAUAUAUAGACGAUAUAUAUAUCUGUUUGUGAUGAUAUAUAUAUAUAUAUAUAGAGAGAGAGAGAGAGAGUCAUGAUGCACAAGCCUUCCUCCUACUAAAAGCUUCGGUUGACAUAUGCCAUAAUGCCAUUUCUCUCCUCUGUACCGGUGUUGUUCUUUCUUCUUCGUUCCUUGUCAGACAGAUGGUUCUGCGGCGUCAAUUGAAUCCUCAGUCCAUCUUUGAUGAGGAGGAGCUACGAGCAGCUUUCGAAAAGAAUGACAUCAAGCCAUUGCACAUCGCCACUGUGUGGAACUAUGUGCUCUCAGGCAUUGCCAAGAGGAGCUGCAAUGAUCAGAUGCCCACGCGGCCAAAUUUCGCAGAUAUCAAGGAUCUACCCGUCGUGGCGCACAAUGUGCUUCAAUUGGACUUCUCCGCUUUUACUUCUGAAGUUAUCAGGGAACAGAUGUCCGUUGACGGGAGCACCACAAAGCUGUUGAUUCAGCUACAGGAUGGCAAGCAGGUGGAGACUGUUAUCAUGCACCAUGAUGCAUCAGCAGGACGUUAUGCGGGACAACCUCGCGGCGGUGGCCCUCGGACGACACUUUGCGUAUCGUCCCAAGUGGGAUGCCAGAUGGCUUGCUCGUUCUGUGCCACAGGAACGAUGGGAUUGCAGGGUAAUUUAACAGCCGGGGAGAUCGUGGAGCAGCUGGUCCAUGCGCUACGAUUCACCCCUAAUAUUAGGAAUGUUGUAUUCAUGGGUAUGGGGGAACCAUUGAACAACUACGAUGCCGUUUUGCAGUCUGUUCGGUCUAUGUGCAGCGGCAAAUGCUUCCGACUUUCGCCCAACCAUAUUACCAUCUCGACGGUUGGCAUUAUUCCGAGAAUGAAAACGCUCGCUUCCGAUCUUCCGGGUGUGAACUUGGCUCUCUCCCUCCAUGCCCCUUCGCAGGAGUUACGAGCCGCCAUUGUGCCAGCGGCGCGAGCGUACCGUCUCGACAAACUUGUCGCUGCGCUCGACGCAUAUCAAGCCGCCAGUGGUCGAACUGUUUUCGUAGAAUACGUCAUGCUGGCGGGAGUGAACGAUUCCGAGCCGAUUGCGCACCAGCUCGGCUCUUUGCUAAAAGGACGACAAGUUUUUGUCAAUCUGAUCCCGCACAACUCAGUAUCUGCAGCUACUUCAGCUCAUUCUGCGAGCUCGCCUGCUGACGUCAGGCGAUUCCAAGAGGUACUACGUGAAUCGUAUGGCCUGCACGCAACCGUACGCCAGGAGAUGGGUGGCGACAUCGCAGGAGCCUGCGGGCAGCUUGUUGUCAGCAACUUUGUCACGGAUGAGGCAAACAGACCUACACCCACAGCCUCUAGCCGUGACCAGGGAAGCAGGUGCGACACUGCAGUCUCAGAUAUUGAAGACCUGCUAAUGGUUUCAGCUUUGAAAAUGUGAAGUGUAUGUAGUAUGUACAGCUCGUGCUGAAAGUCCCAGUGGCUGACGGACUGCUAGGUGGACCUUUCGCUGACGUCAGGAGAUACUACCUAAAUCGUAUGACCUGUACAGUAGUGUCAGGAGAUAUGGGUGGUGCGCGGCAACUCAGCAACCUGCGGCCAGCUUGUUGUCAGCAAUACCAGUACUUGCAAGGCAAAUGAUCCUACAACACCCACCACCUCUGAUUCAUCUAACAGUGUCAGAGGCAACAGCUGCGUGCCGCUGCAAAACCAGAUGGUUUCAACUCUGAGGACUUCGAGAAGGUUGCGUAUGCUCUCUGCUCCACAUCUGCGACAGACUGACCGGAAUCCUGAUCUCAUGCUGACAUCAGGAGAUAAAUAUACUAUGCAAAUUGCACUGCCUACAGGGAACUGUCAGGAAAAAAGUGGCCAGCAUUGCGGGAACAUGUGCCCAGCUUGUUGUCAGCAAUACCAUUGCCUGCAAGCCUAAUGAGCCGUCUACACCCGCAGCCUUGAGCAGUGUCUGACGGAGGCAACAGCUGCAGCACUGCAGCACCAGAUACUGAGAAAAGAAUGCGCCAAGGAUAUAAGCUUUGUAAAAAAAAAAAGAAAAAGAACUGCUGAUUCUGUGCCGAAGCUAUUCUACUAUUCUUGUUGAUUGGACAGAAACUGACCGACUUAUUGCCACUGAUGGGGAAAGAAAAGAGGUGGGUUCUCCUACUGAUGGCAGGUGAUUCAAAACUUUGAAAAUUAUGCACAUUGAUUGUAUGGCCUGCACAAAGCUGUACAUAAGGACAUGAUGGGCAAUCCAUUGCUGGAGCAUGUGGCCGACAUCGACAGCCUCAAGCAACGGCAGGAGCCUAUGGCCGACAUCGACAGCCUCACACCAUGGCAGAAGCUUGUGGUCAACAUCGACAGCCUCAAGCAAUAGCAUGAGCUUGUGGCCGACAGCGAUGGCCUCAAGCAAUGGCGUGGGAAUAGAUGCAGCACUGUAUUACCGAUUUACGACAUAUCAAACAUCUGCUAACUGUUAUUCUGCUAUGGAAAUGUUGAGAAGGUUAUGCCUACCUUCUUCCCCCGAAUACAACGUACACGGACAUUAUAACUGUAUGUAGACUGAAGUUCCCCAGAUACAGCUAUAAUGGCAGUAUGUUGUAUUUGGGUGAAGAUGGUGAUGCUUAACGUCCAGGGGCGGACCGACUGAUGGAUGACUCUUUCCAAACGCUAACCCCUCCCUACGCCUCGUGUAAAUUUGUACCCCAAAAAUGAAUUAACAAAUAUGAUGCGGCACCGACUGUCUCCCAUUCUCCUACCUUCUCUAUGCUGUCUCCUUAUACAUUGCACGACCAUCGCUGGUGAGUUGUGCUUGGAAGUGAGCGAGUUUGUAUGUCGACUGACUUAUCGCGACAUAGAUACAAAGGCAGCGGUGGGCAACGACAUCUGUUGCUCCUCGUGGAGUGAGGUAAUUUUUUUUUCCUUUUCUUUUUUGUCUUUUUGUAAAGUGGUAAGCAUGCAUGAUUUUAAUGAAAAUUGAGUGUGUGC
Molecule: messenger RNA, 3106 nt
Organism: Chara braunii
Lineage: Eukaryota; Viridiplantae; Streptophyta; Charophyceae; Charales; Characeae
Source: the annotation of a GenBank genome assembly